AUGUUACCAACCACUAAAAAAUUGUAUUGCUUUCUUUUAGUCAAUGCAGCGGACAAUAAACAGAGAGCUGAAAAUAUGUCUUGUAUUAAAGUUACAAUUGACCCAGAAAAUAACACAAUCUCUGUGUGGAAUGAUGGGAAAGGAAUCCCUAUCGUUGAGCAUCAAGUAGAAAAAAUGUAUGUGCCAGCUCUUAUUUUUGGACAUCUUUUAACCUCCAGCAACUAUGACGAUGAUGAGAAGAAAGUCACAGGUGGUCGAAAUGGUUAUGGUGCAAAGCUGUGCAAUAUAUUCAGUACCAAAUUUACAGUGGAAACAGCAUGCAAGGAAUAUAAGAAGCUUUUUAAACAGACGUGGACUGUAAAUAUGACUGAGGCAGGAGAGACAAAAUUGAAGCAUUUUGUUGGCGAGGACUUCACACGUGUUACUUUCCAGCCUGACCUGUCCAAAUUUAAAAUGACUGUAUUGGAUAAAGAUACUGUGGCUCUUAUGUCUCGCAGAGCCUAUGAUAUUGCAGGAACAGCUAAAAAUAUCACAGUAUUCUUAAAUGGAAAGAAAUUACCUGUCAAAGGAUUCCGUAGUUACGUAGACAUGUACAUAAAAGAUAAAGUGGACGACACUGGCAAUGCACUGAAAGUAAUCCAUGAAAAAGUUAAUGACCGGUGGGAAGUGUGUCUAACCAUGAGUGAAAGGGGUUUCCAACAAGUUAGUUUUGUCAAUUGCAUUGCAACGACUAAGGGUGGCAGACAUGUAGACUAUGUUGCUGACCAGAUUGUCAAUAAACUCAUAGAUGUAGUAAAGAAAAAAAACAAAGGUGGGGUUGGAGUGAAGCCUUUCCAGGUGAAGAAUCAUAUGUGGGUAUUCAUAAACAGUCUGAUUGAAAAUCCAACGUUUGACUCGCAAACCAAGGAGAAUAUGACUCUUCAAACGAAGAAUUUUGGUUCAACAUGCAAAUUCAGUGAAAAGUUCAUCAAGGGGGCUGUUGGUUGCGGCAUCGUGGAAAACAUUUUGAACUGGAUUAAAUUUAAAGCCCAGACACAACUAAAUCAGAAAUGUUCCGCUGUUAAGCACACUCGAAUUAAAGGCAUUCCUAAACUAGAUGAUGCCAAUGAUGCUGGUAUGCGUUCAAGU
Messenger RNA from Notechis scutatus (mainland tiger snake), 1128 nucleotides. The record is from RefSeq and is a predicted model, not a curated record. Lineage: Eukaryota; Metazoa; Chordata; Lepidosauria; Squamata; Elapidae.